CUGGCAGACGAGAGUACUUGGUAGGAAGAAGCUGGACUCGGAGUCGUCGCUUGAGCCUUGCAUCUCAGAAAUUCAAGCUACUUGAUACAACUUGUUCUACACAGGCCAUGCAUCUUACAAGGCAUUUGUAUGUGAUGGCUGCUAUCAGGAAGAAACUGGUGAUUGUUGGUGAUGAAGCUUGUGGGAAGACAUGCUUGCUCAUAGUCUUCAGCAAGGACCAGUUCCCAGAGGUGUACGUGCCCAAGGUGUUUGAGAACUACGUGGCAGAUAUUGAGGUGGAUGGCAAGCAGGUAGAAUUGGCUUUGUGGGACACAGCUGGGCAGGAAGACUAUGACCGCCCGAGGCCCCUCUCCUCCCCAGACACCGAUGUUAUACUGAUGUGUUUCUCCAUCGACAGCCCUGAUAGUUUAGAAAACAUCCCAGAAAAAUGGUCCCCAGAAGUCAAGCAUUUCUGCCCCAGUGUGCCCAUCAUCCUGGUUGGGAAUAAGAAGGAUCUUCAGAAUGAUGAGCACACAAGGCAGGAGCUAGCCAAGAUGAAGCAGGAGCCGGUAAAACCUGAUGAAGGCAGAGAUAUGGCAAACGGGAUUGGUGCUUUUGGGUACAUGGAGUGUUCAGCAAAGACCAAAGAUGGAGUGAGGGAGGUUUUUGAAAUGGCUACAAGAGCUGCUCUGCAAGCCAGACGUGGGAAGAAAAAAUCUGGGUGCCUUGUCUUAUGAAACCUUGCUGCAAGCACAGCCCUGAAGCGGGUAAUUUUGAAGUGCUGUUUGUUAAUCUUAGUGCAUGAUUACUGGCCUUUUUCAUUUAUCUACAAUUUACCUAAGAUUACAAAUCAAAAGUCAUCUUGCUACCAGUAUAUAGAAGCCAACCAUGAUUAUUAAUGAUGUCCAACUCGUCUGGCCCAUCAGGGUCCUUCUGACACUGCUCUAACACCCCUCGUCUGCACUCCCAUCUGACACACCAGGCGCUAACUCAAGGAAUUUCUUAAUAACUGCUUGCUGCUUUCUAGAAAGAGAAACAGUUGGUAACUUUUGUGAAUUAGGCUGUUACUACUUUAUAACUAACAUGUUCUGCCUGUCUUUCAGCUGCAAGGUACUCCCAUGAGUCACCACUUCAGAACUUUACUCCUUAACAGAUCUCAUUGGCACAGUGCUAGGAAAAUUUUCAAUUUUUUGAAAAUGUGCUCAGUAGCCAAAAAGGCCCAAAUACAUGCAGCUAUGGCAGAGUUACAGUUCUGUGGUUUCAUGUUAGUUACCUUAUAGUUACUGUGUAAUUAGUGCCACUUAAUGUAUGCUACCAAAAAUAAAUAUGUCUACCCCCAGACUAGGUGUAGUAUUUUUUGUAUAAUUACAUUUUCUAAUACUGAUAUUUGUCAUCCCUGAAGAAAGUGUAUUGCCUUUUUUAAAAAAGAAAGUGUAUUUGGAAAUAAAGUCACAUGG
This is a messenger RNA of Nycticebus coucang (slow loris), 1436 nucleotides long. Its product is annotated as transforming protein RhoA-like. Gene Ontology annotation, biological process: stress fiber assembly; small GTPase-mediated signal transduction; cell migration. The coding region runs from base 108 to 716 and encodes 202 amino acids. Gene Ontology annotation, cellular component: dendritic spine; cleavage furrow. NCBI's taxonomy places the organism in Eukaryota, Metazoa, Chordata, Mammalia, Primates, Lorisidae. Gene Ontology annotation, molecular function: GTPase activity; GTP binding. The record is from RefSeq and is a predicted model, not a curated record. The transcript has a single exon.